GACAUUCAAAUCUUGCUUAAAUGUACUUUGUAAUACAGUACACGGUGGGAACUCUAAAAUAAUCGUGCACAUUUAAAGUGGGCUUAGUGUUAGCUUUCUAUUUUUCUUCUGCUUGGUUUUGUUUUUACCUUAAUAAGAAAAAUUGACUGUCACUUCUAGCAGCCAGUGACGAUGACAACACAAACAAGGCUCUGUAAUUGGAACCUUGCUUUAUUUGUCAUUUUUUAAUUUUAUUUUAUUUUGUAUUUUUAUUUGAAUAUUUUCAUUGAAUAAGUCACACACAGAGCAGAAGUUGUCAAAAUGGUAAAGAAAAAAAAAAUUAAGCUGAUUUGCAUUUGACGCUUGAACGAUCUUUGGGUUCAGUUUGUACCAAUGACAAUAAAAAACUUAGAUCAGAAUAACACGCGUGAGUGAACACGCGUCCUACCGAGACCGAAGACAGGCAUGCAGGCCUGCGUGAGAUUCUCAAAGCGUCAAAACACCACGGCUUCAGGCUGUCAUGAUAUUUUCAGAUUUGUUUAAAACAGAAAUGCAUGCCAUAACAUCACGUUUCUUUGAAUCAAAGAAACAGAAAAGCAAGAAACAAUAUUCCUACUGCUGCUAAUAUAACAAUUUCUCCCUAGGAUGAUAGUAAUAUCUGCUCUGUUUUAUUCAUAAAACUGAGCAAAAUAUUUUUGAAUAAACACCUGCUGACUUUAGCUGCUUAUUGUGCUGAAUAUUUUUGCCGUUUUGCUAAAAAAAAAAAAAAAAAAAAAAAGAAGAAUUAGCUGUUUGUUUAUAGUGAAGGUUUCUGCUGCUCGGCAGGUAAAGCUGUAGUUUUGAAACAAAGUCUCCCUAAUAAGAGUGAUGGGUGUUUGCUCCUCUAGUUUCUACACCACAAUUUUCUGGACUAAAAUAUUUUCAAACUUUGCUUGUCACACUUGUAAAGGUGUUGUGGACUUAUUUCGACGUAGUGAUUGAGAGAGCGGAGCAACAGGUAGAGCUGGGAGGGACUCUGUGCUCCAUACAGGAGGAAAUUACAUCCGUCACGUUCUGCUCUUUCACCUGCAAAAAUAUGUCUUUAGGUUUCCAUCUAAAGUAUCACUUUUUGUUGUUUAGAUGUCUUGGUGUGUUCUGAUGCUGAUAAUCCCUCCCCUUCGUCUUGCUUAAUUUGACUUAUUUGUGCACAUUACACACACAGAGACACAGAUGCUGUGUAACUGCACUUAAAGAAGAAAGAAAAACAUAAACGUACACAAGAGGACGUUUGCCUCGGUUUUGAUCAAGUGUGAACUGGAUCCAUGUUCAGAGCUUGUGCCGGCUUGUUUGACUCUCGAGGAUUGCAUGUGGAAGAGGAAGUGGCUUCCAACAACUGUGAUUAAACAUGUGUAACUAAUCAGUGACUUUGCUGCCAUGGCACAAGUAUGUAAUUUGUAGAGUCUAGUGUUGGGAAGAAAAAGUGAGUAGCUGAAAGGAACUGAACUGCAGCAUUCUGAAUAUUUUAGAAGAACAUUUUGUUGCACAGAAUUUAAAUUCCUCUGGCUGCGCUCAUUUGAAAUGCCCAAUUUCCUUCAUGUUCUUCCAUUUUAAGUUAAAAUAGGAGUCGAUUUGUAAUAACGUUUAAGCUGAAAGCUCAGACUGCCGUGCUUUUUCGGGGCUCGCGGAUUAUCUUUGCAGUGCUAUAAAGGACUAAAGGGAAAGGCCGGAGCAUUUGAAAUUCAGGUGGAAAUGACUGAGCUUGAUAGCAGAGGGGAAUCCUAAUGGGGCCAUCAAAGUCCUUAUUUGUACCCAACAGAUGAGGCAGCUGUGAAUUGUAUGAAAUAUUGGAAAUCAAUGGGUUCCAUGGAAUUUCAUUAAGCGGCAGUAUCCACAAUUGAUAGGCCCUCAUAAUUUGAUGGAUUGCACAAAGAAAAUUAUUAGCUGGCUCUUUGGAGAGGGUGUGAAUGCACAAAUCUGGGUCUUGAGAGUUGGUGAACUAGGGUAAUUUGUUCAGCGUAAAAAGCAAAAAAAGAAAAAGAGAAAGAAUAUUGAUUUUGGUUAUGUUAAAAGAGAGGGGGAAAAAAUCAAAGGUUAAAUCUUUGCUGCUCUCUACUGCAAAAUAUGUGUGAAUUUUUUAUUGAUUAUUUAUUCAUUAAUUCUUCUUUCAUCCCCCUCCUCCCUUCCUCUCUACCCUCUCCCAUCCCUGCAGCCCCAGGUGAUGUGCUGGAGGAUGCCGACAGCGGGAACGAGAGCCGCAGCGGCAGUGAAGAAACCCACGUGUGCGAGAAGUGUUGUGCCGAGUUCUUCAAGUGGUCAGACUUCUGUGAACAUUUAAAGAGCUGUACAAAGAACCCCCUUGUACUCAUCGUGAACGACAAUGAGGACACGCCGAACCCUUCCCAGGAGUACCCUUCAGAGCCCUCACCCAUCCCGAGCUGCAACAGCGAGCAAGACGACAGCGAGGACGCCAGGGAGGGGAACCAGAGUCCUGCCGGUGAGGGCGACGACAUCCCAGAGACGGAUCCUUUAAACGGGGUCGGUGUCCUGGAAAAGGAGGAUGAGCAGAUGGAGCUGGAGCUUUCUCCUGACAAAAAUAUAGACUCCGAAGAGAGAGACAUGACAUCACCCGAGCCAGAUGGCUCCCUACCUCAGCUAAGCGAUGUUGUCCCCUCUGCAAUUACAAGCUACACCAUGCCAAGCACCAAUGUUACCUUGGAGACCCUGCACGGUACUCGGGUUGCAGUUGCCCAGUUUUCUCAGAGUGUAAGGGCGGCGGCGGCGGCGGCGGCGGCAGCGGGCAGUGGGGUGUCCACUAUGGCUAUCCCUAUGAUCCUGGACCAGCUUAUGGCUCUCCAGCAGCAACAGAUUCAUCAGCUGCAGCUUAUAGAACAAAUAAGAAGUCAAGUGGCUCUCAUGAACAGACAGUCUGCCCCACAACCUGCUCUCAGCCACCAUCACAACAGUGCUGCGGGAAACCAGGGCUCUGUGUCCUCCUGUGUCCCUCCCGUUGCAAACCAACUUCAUUUACAUAACUUCAUCACACCCCCUGUCCAUCAGCUACCUGUCAGGUUGCCUGCCACUCUUAGUGCUCAAGGACCUUCAUCUCUCACCUCAGCAAUAGAAGGGCCUCUCUCUCAAACACCACAGAGCAGUACUUCACAGUCUAACUCCUCAGUUCCAAACACAUCGUCAAACAACUCAGCGUUUCCACCACCAGGUGGUUCUGGAUUGCCAGCCCUACAUCCCACCUGCUCAUCCACUAUCUCAAAUAACAACAGUAGCACUAGUAGCAGCAUAACAGGAGGUGGAGGUGGCGUCAGCAGCACUUCGGCUCUUCCCAGGAACUCCACCACCCCUCCCUCGCUAAGUCACAGCAGCCUCCUGAACUCUGCCUCCAGUCUACCACUGAUACCUCACAGUUCCUCGAGCAGCGUCAUAUUCCCCAAUCCACUGGCUAGCAUAGCAGCCACAGCCAAUGCACUUGAUCCCCUUUCUGCUCUAAUGAAACACCGCAAGGGAAAGCCCCCCAAUGUGUCUGUGUUUGACACCAAGCCCAGCUCCGAAGACCCCUUCUUUAAGCAUAAGUGUCGGUUCUGUGCCAAGGUGUUUGGCAGCGACAGCGCCCUGCAGAUCCACCUGCGCUCUCACACUGGAGAGAGGCCCUACAAAUGCAAUAUAUGUGGCAAUCGUUUCUCCACCAAGGGGAAUCUUAAAGUCCACUUUCAGAGGCACAAAGAAAAAUACCCGCACAUUCAAAUGAACCCUUACCCUGUACCAGAGUACCUGGACAAUGUGCCCACAAGCUCCGGUAUUCCAUACGGCAUGUCGCUGCCUCCCGAAAAACCUGUAACCACCUGGCUCGACAGUAAACCGGUCCUCCCCACUGUCCCCACAUCCAUUGGCCUCCAGCUGCCUCCCACGCUUCCCAGUAUGAUUGGAGGUUUUACAGAUUCUCCUAGCCUCACUCCACUUAAUAGGUCCCCUCAGAGGCCUUCACCGCCCACAAGUGAGUGUGCAUCUUUGUCCCCAAAUAUUGCCAAUGAUUCUGGCAUGACCACUACUUCACCCUCCCCGAAACCUAGCAUUGGGAGUGAUGCACCUCCGCUCCUGAAACCUGAAGGCAUUCUCUUGUCACCAAGUUGCCCUAUUAGGCCAGGAGACAGCACAGCCACCACAACCACAAUAAGUCAAGCGCUUCUUCCCACCACUGUCACCUCUACGACAUUGUCAGGUAGUGGCCAAAUCACUGAGCCUAUCAGCAGUUCCAACUCCGCUUCAAAUUCUGUCUCCCAUCCCGUCCUUCCAAUGCUUUCUGACCAGUUUAAGGCAAAGUUUCCCUUUGGAGGACUCCUAGACUCUAUGCAAACCUCAGAGACGUCAAAGUUGCAGCAGCUUGUCGAGAACAUUGAUAAGAAGAUGACCGAUCCCAACCAGUGUGUCAUCUGCCAUCGUGUUCUAAGCUGUCAGAGUGCUCUGAAGAUGCACUACCGUAUCCACACUGGCGAGAGGCCUUUCAAAUGCAAGAUAUGUGGACGUGCAUUCACUACUAAGGGAAAUCUAAAGACGCACUUUGGCGUGCACAGGUCGAAACCACCACUUCGAGUCCAGCACUCCUGCCCUAUAUGUCAGAAAAAGUUCACCAAUGCUGUUGUGCUGCAACAACACAUCCGCAUGCACAUGGGAGGGCAGAUUCCCAACACCCCUGUUCCUGAAAAUCUGCAGGAGAUGGACAUGGAUGUGUCCUUCGAUGAAAAGAGCCUAGACGCAAUGAGUAACUACGAUGACGACCUGCUGGAUGAAAUGGAGCAGGCUAUGGAUGAUGACAUGGACUUAAAAGACGGAGAAGUAGACCCUUCUAAGCCCUAUUCACCUGGGAGCUCACCUCCAACUUCUAUCAUUUCUAGCAUUGCUGCAAUGGAAAACCAGAUGAAGAUGAUUGACUCUACUGCCAACAUAAGUCGCACAUUUGGCCUGAAGACUGCACAGAAUGGCAGCAGCUUUCCUGGGGAGACUGACUGCUUUACAACUGACUCCCUGACUGCUGUGGGGGAUGCUGAAGGUCAGAGCUUGGGAAGUCCCGCUUUGUCAGAGUCCUCUGGCUCUAUGCAGCAUUUGUCCCCAGCUCACAGCCAUUCUGAGAACCAGCGGUCCAAGUCCCCAGCUACACUCAAUAAUAACAACAGCAGCAGUGCAAUGACAGCAGAGGAGGGCCAGGAGAACAAUGCAGCUGGCCUGGCAACAGUGAAGUCAGAAAAAUCUGAGACCCCGUCUCCCCAUUCUGCUACUGAAGGGACCGGGGCCCUUGACCUGACUGCCACUCAACCUGGCAGGCACUUCAUCAAGGAGGAGAGCCACUUCAACAUGCUGUUUCUAAACAGAGAUCGAGGACUAAGUACUCCUAAUUUAGCCAGUACGGCAACAAACAUGAUCAAGAUGGAAAUUAACGGACAUGGCAAGUCCCUGAGCGACAGCGCUCACCUGCCCGUGGGCAUUCAGGUUCCAGCCGCAGCACCCCCGACCACCAUGAGCCCCAGCAUCAACCCUAUGCUGGCACCGCCGCCUCCACGUCGCACUCCUAAGCAGCACAACUGCCAUUCGUGUGGGAAGAAUUUUUCCUCGGCCAGCGCGCUUCAAAUCCACGAGCGCACACACACGGGAGAGAAACCUUUCGCCUGCUCCAUUUGUGGAAGGGCCUUCACCACAAAGGGCAAUCUGAAGGUUCACAUGGGAACACAUAUGUGGAACAACGCCCCCGCUCGUCGGGGCCGACGCCUGUCGGUGGAGAACCCCAUGGCCCUCCUGGGCGGCGACGCCAUGAAGUUCAGCGAGAUGUUUCAGAAGGAUCUGGCGGCCCGGGCCAUGAACGUCGACCCGGGCUUCUGGAACCAGUACGCCGCUGCCAUCACCAACGGCCUGGCCAUGAAGAACAAUGAGAUUUCUGUGAUUCAGAACGGAGGCAUCACCCAGCUACCCGUCAGACUCGGCGGGACGGGAAUCACUUCCUUGGGAGCCAUGCCUGGAGGAGGCAUGGACCGUGUUCACACUGGCAGAAGCUCCCCCAUCACGGGUAUGGAGAAGUCUGGUCUGGAGGUUCCAGCCAGUCGACCCUUUUCCAGAUAUAUGGAGGAGAACAAAGAGAUUGGGAUCAACUGAAAACUUGUCUGUAUUGUAGCAGUUUGGCAAAGACUUAAAGUAUGAUGAGAAAAUUACUGAGGAAAAAAAAAAAAACUGCUGAUCCAGUCUAAACUCAUGCAUACUUCUGUGUGUACAGAUUAUUUUUUUUGUUUGGUUUUGGAAUUAUGGUAUUUAGUAUUGAUUAGAGGCCUUUGCCUUUCACCCACUCCCUUCUCACUUGAUAUUUCGUCUAUACAAAGAAAACUUUGUCUCUUGUUUGAGAAUAUGUCGUCUUGCAAGAUAUGCAUGGUACUUCUUUGUUUUUAUUGGUAUGUUUGACUGCUUUUAUGAAUUCCUUUGAAAACCAGGAUUCUGCCUAAGCGACAAUGGGCAAAGCAUCUUUUAACGGACAGAACAAAGUUCACACAGGAACAAUUUUGUUUAACGACAGUCUGACGUUUGUCCAGCAGCCCCGUUAGCGGUAGCUCUUUUAAACGCAAGGGCCGAGACGAGACUGAAGAAAAGACUGAAGUGUAGUGUUUUCGUGGUCGCUUGAUACAACCUUUGUUUUUGUUUUUGUUUUUUUUUUUCUCAUGAACUAGAAAACUUGAAAAAAUAAUGUUUGAACUAUUUUAAUCUUUACAUUUAGUCUCUCAGCAUUGUCUUAUAAUGUUGUCCCGUGUCUUUAGUAUUUAUGAUAUUGACAAAAAAAAAAAAAGAAGAAGCGGGUAUUCAAAAAUAUAUUUAACAGCCCAAGCAUUUUAUUGUUUGUUUGUUUUUUUUAUAAACAGCAGGCUUCACUGAUGAGUAUCUCUGUUAAUAAAGGCAGUAUGUCACUUGAGUUGACCAGCAGAGAUAAAAUUGUAGGUUUUAUUUGGAUAUCUGUUGACACCAUGUGUAUCUUCUCACAUGACAAGGAGGCAAGAGAUAUCCAAAGCUGCUAUGACCACAACCCUGCUUUUAACCUUUGUAAAAAAAGUUUAAAAAAAAAUAAAAAUACGAAGGAAAAAAAAGAAGAGGUGAACCUUUUGAAGAAAUAUCUAU
Messenger RNA from Xiphophorus couchianus (Monterrey platyfish), 7116 nucleotides. RefSeq names its product spalt-like transcription factor 3a (gene sall3a). NCBI's taxonomy places the organism in Eukaryota, Metazoa, Chordata, Actinopteri, Cyprinodontiformes, Poeciliidae. Gene Ontology annotation, biological process: regulation of transcription by RNA polymerase II. Gene Ontology annotation, cellular component: nucleus. The transcript is spliced from 3 exons. The coding region runs from base 2080 to 6111 and encodes 1343 amino acids. The record is from RefSeq and is a predicted model, not a curated record. Gene Ontology annotation, molecular function: DNA-binding transcription factor activity, RNA polymerase II-specific; RNA polymerase II cis-regulatory region sequence-specific DNA binding.